Messenger RNA from Talaromyces rugulosus, 789 nucleotides. RefSeq lists its product as uncharacterized. Gene Ontology annotation, biological process: vesicle fusion; intracellular protein transport. Gene Ontology annotation, molecular function: SNAP receptor activity; SNARE binding. Bases 1 to 789 code for a protein of 262 amino acids. The record is from RefSeq and is a predicted model, not a curated record. Gene Ontology annotation, cellular component: SNARE complex; endomembrane system. The transcript has a single exon. NCBI's taxonomy places the organism in Eukaryota, Fungi, Ascomycota, Eurotiomycetes, Eurotiales, Trichocomaceae.
AUGACCAAUCCGUCUCAGCUGUUCCUCCUUGCAGACCACAUCAAGCUGUCGCUUCUCGAACGGCAGCGGGCCAUUUCGCUAGACUUGGAGCCAAAUACACAAGACGGAGAGAUUUCUCGGUCGCUCGAAUCGUUACGUGAUGGGCUCGAAGGGUUAGAGAAUGACAGCAAUCUGGACGCGGAUGCGCAGGACCAGGUGACGAAUCUUCGCAACCAGUACGGCGAUCUGGCAUCGCAAUUCUACGGCGAAGACCGACCGACCGAUACCACCAGGGUGCCCAACGAUCCGUUGCUGGCGCCAGACUUUGCACACGCCACGCGCGGAACUAACCUGCAGCAACCGGUGCCCCAGCAUCCCGUGUCCAAGUCGGUGCGGUUUACAGACGCAGAUCCUGUCGAUGAAGAACACGAGGCCAACCGAGCCGCCCUUCUCCGGCCAUACCGAGACGAGCCGUCGCCCGAUCAGGGCCUGGAUGCCAGCGGGCUGAGCAACCAGCAGAUCCACGAGCACCAUCAGCAAGUCUUGCGUGAGCAGGAUACUCAUCUCGACUCGCUGGGCGAGUCGAUUGGACGUCAACAUCAACUGAGUAUCCAGAUCGGCGAUGAGCUAGAGGGACAAGUUGCGCUGUUGGACGAUGUCGACAAUAACGUCGACCGGCAUCAGGGCCGGAUCGAUACGGCUCGACGCCGCUUAGACAAGAUCCGACGAAAGGCGGGGGAUAACUGGAGUUUGAUGACGAUUGUGGGGUUGAUUAUUAUCUUGGUUAUUUUGAUUGUUAUUCUGAAGUAG